Messenger RNA from Naegleria fowleri, 225 nucleotides. RefSeq lists its product as uncharacterized. The record is from RefSeq and is a predicted model, not a curated record. Lineage: Eukaryota; Heterolobosea; Eutetramitea; Acrasida; Naegleriidae. The coding region runs from base 1 to 225 and encodes 74 amino acids. The transcript is spliced from 2 exons.
AUGGACGAACAACGAAAACAGGAGCUCGAAUUAGUGUGGAAAUCGCAAAUCACUCGACAAAUCAUUGAUUUAACAAAGAAAUGUUUUGAAAGUUGUGUUCCGAAUCCAAACUCAAAAGGUCUCAAUAAGAAUGACAAAGUUUGUUUCCAAAAUUGUGUCAGCAAUUAUUUGGACAGCGCAGCAAUCAUUUCAGCUUCAUUGCAAGGUGGACAGCAGAUAAGAUGA